GAGACCGCCGCAGGGAGGCGGAAAUUGCCGAGGCGGGCGGCGAGUGCCGAGGCGGCGCGCGGGAAGGUCUGGCGGCCAUGGCGGCCCCGGGGCCCGCGAGUCGCUUCUGGUGCUCGUGUCCCGAGGUGCCCUCCGCCACAUUCUUCACCGCCCUGCUCUCGCUGCUGGUGUCGGGGCCCCGCCUGUUCCUGCUGCAGCCACCUCUGGCGCCCUCGGGGCUGUCGCUGCGCUCCGAGGCCCUGCGCAACUGGCAAGUUUAUAGGCUGGUGACCUACAUCUUCGUCUACGAGAAUCCAAUCUCCCUGCUCUGUGGCGCCAUCAUCAUCUGGCGCUUCGCUGGCAACUUCGAGAGGACCGUGGGCACCGUCCGCCACUGCUUCUUCACCUUCAUCUUUACCAUCUUCUCCGCCAUCAUCUACCUGUCAUUCGAGUCUGUGUCGUCGCUGUCCAAGCUGGGGGAGGUGGAAGAUGCCCAAGGGUUCACCCCCGUGGCUUUUGCCAUGCUGGGAGUCACCGCAGUCCGCUCUCGGAUGAGGCGGGCCCUGGUGUUUGGCGUGGUGGUGCCUUCUGUCCUCGUGCCGUGGCUGCUGCUCUGUGCCUCCUGGCUCAUCCCUCAGACCUCCUUCCUGAGUAAUGUCUCUGGCCUUCUCAUCGGCCUGUCAUAUGGCCUCACCUACUGCUACUCCCUGGACCUCCCUGAGCGAGUGGCCCUGAAGCUUGAUCAGAAGUUCCCCUUCAGUGUCAUGAGGAGGAUUCCCCUGUUCAAGUACGUCUCCGGUUCUUCUGCCGAAAGAAGAGCAGCCCAGAGCCGGAAGCUGAACCCUGCCCCCGGCUCCUACCCCACACAGAGUUGCCACCCUCAUCUGACCCCAAGUCACCCUGUCACCCAGAUGCAGCAUGCCAGUGGGCAGAAACUGGCCUCCUGGCCUCCGGGACACAUGCCCAGCCUGCCUCCGUACCAGCCUGCUUCCGGCCUGUGUUAUGUGCAGAACCACUUUGGCCCUAACCCCAAUGCCUCCAGUGUGUAUCCCGCUUCUGCAGGGACCUCCCAGGGGGUGCAGCCUCCCUCCCCAAUCAGCUGUCCUGGCACUGUGUAUUCUGGGGCCCUGGGCACCCCAGGGGCUACAGGCUCCAAGGAGUCUUCCAAGGUCGCCAUGCCCUAGCCAGUCUGCAGAGGAUGGUCCUAUCCAAGCAAGGAAUUUCUUCAGAAUUAUUUAUUGAAGCCAGGGCGUGCUGGCCUGUCAUCCCAGCUGCUUGGGAGGUUGAGGCCUAUAGAUCCAAGGGUCAAGAUCUGUCUGGGCCCCAGAGCAAGUUCAAGGCCAGCCUAGUCUGUGUAUAACAAGACUGUCUGAAA
Onychomys torridus (southern grasshopper mouse) is the source of this 1354-nucleotide messenger RNA. RefSeq names its product rhomboid domain containing 2 (gene Rhbdd2). Gene Ontology annotation, molecular function: serine-type endopeptidase activity. Gene Ontology annotation, cellular component: membrane. The coding region runs from base 78 to 1163 and encodes 361 amino acids. Lineage: Eukaryota; Metazoa; Chordata; Mammalia; Rodentia; Cricetidae. The transcript is spliced from 4 exons. The record is from RefSeq and is a predicted model, not a curated record.